AUGCCCACCCCAAUCGACCUCUCGCUCUCCUCCCUCGUCCCCACCCUCUCCCCCAUCCCCGACGAACUCACCAACCUCGCCUCCUCCCUCCUCGCCCAAUCCCGCUCCAAAGCCUCCGCCCUCAAACCCGAAGAAGAAAUCGGCCGCACAUACGCUUGCUGCCACAUCGCAUGUCAGCGGCUCGGGCAUAAGCUGGCGCUGGAGAUUGGGAAGCCCGCGCCGCCCGUGGGGCCGAGGGUAUACGCGAAGUUGCAUAGUGUUUUGACUACUACUACGGGGACGCCGAAGAGGGCGGUGAGGGGGGCCGGGGAGACGCCGGGGAGUAGGGGGAAGGAGGGGGUUUCGCCGGCGGCGGGGCGGUCGUUGGGUAGGCAGGCGACUACGCCGGGGUCGAGGAAGAGGAAGGCCGAGGCGGUGGAGGAGACGCCCAGUAAGAGCGCCAGGACUACGCGAAAAGCAGAUGCUACUAGCGAGCCUCCGGUGGAGGGGGACGCAGAAAUUUUGGAAGACGAACUUGAAGACGCGGACGAUCAAGACACCCCCGUAGCAGUCGCACGGCCAGCGAAGACACCUCUGCGAAGGGGAGAGAAGCAUGGCGCUACCGACGAAGACGACCCUGGACCUGCGGGUCUACUGCCUGGUCUGGGGACGAUGUUCCAACCUGCUGUGGAUUGGCUGAGCGAUGACAGAAGGGCAGAGUUUGCGCGGUGGAAGAAGGGUAUCUUGCGUGAGGUUGCUCUGGUGGAAGGGAAGGCUUGA
Messenger RNA from Saxophila tyrrhenica, 759 nucleotides. RefSeq lists its product as uncharacterized. Lineage: Eukaryota; Fungi; Ascomycota; Dothideomycetes; Mycosphaerellales; Extremaceae. Gene Ontology annotation, cellular component: nuclear origin of replication recognition complex. The coding region runs from base 1 to 759 and encodes 252 amino acids. The record is from RefSeq and is a predicted model, not a curated record. Gene Ontology annotation, molecular function: DNA binding. Gene Ontology annotation, biological process: DNA replication. The transcript has 2 exons.